CACACAACUAAAAGAGGUUAACUGCUUUAAGUUUUGGUAAACGACGUGUCGGUAUUGUCAAUACAGGGUUUGAGUAGUUUUACAAUUUACUCUUCGAAUUUACAUAUUCAUCGUUAGAAACGUCUCACCACACUGCAUGCAGUAAUUCAAAAAAAGGAGAGGUACAAUUACCGUUUCAAUUAUCUUUAUAAUGAAUCAAGUGGAAGGGACUUUUGAAAUGGAGAAACAAGAGUAUGAAAAAAGCGAGAAAGCAGAAAAUGUCCCAGAGAAUUCAGAACCCAAAGAAGAUUUAACAAUUAAUGAGAUAACAAUAGUGGACCCAGAUACUUAUGAAUUAGAUUUAAAUCAUGGCAGAAUUGCUAAAUUGGAAAAUUUAGAACCUCUUACACAAAUCGAACGAUUAUAUUUACGUUGGAAUUUGAUAAAGAAAAUAGAAAAUUUGAAUACAUUGACUACUCUUGUGGAAUUGGAGCUAUAUGAUAAUCAAAUAACAGUCAUUGAAAAUUUAGAUGCCCUAGUUAAUCUUGAAAUAUUAGAUUUAUCUUUUAAUCGAAUCAAGAGAAUAGAGGGUUUAGACAAUUUAUUAAAAUUAAAAAGAUUAUUUUUAACAUCCAACAAAAUAAGUAAAAUUGAAAAUCUGACCCAUCUUCAACAACUGGAGAUGUUAGAAUUAGGUGAUAAUAAAAUAAGACAUAUAGAAAAUCUGAAUGGCUUGGCAAAUUUGGACCAACUUUAUCUAGGAAAAAAUAAAAUAUCAGAAAUCAAUAAUCUGGAUUCUCUUAUCAGUUUGACUUGUCUUAGUCUUCAAAGUAAUCGUUUAACUGAAAUAAAGAAUCUUACAAAUUUGAAAAAUGUAACGCAAUUAUAUUUAUCUGAAAAUGGUUUAACCAGAAUUGAGAAUAUAGAUAAUAAUACAUCAAUACAAACUUUAGACUUGGCAAAAAAUAAAAUUUUACUGAUAGAAAAUGUGGGUCAUUUGUCAGAUUUAGAAGAAUUUUGGCUUAAUGAUAAUGAAAUUGCAGAUUGGAAAUCAAUUGAGAAUUUAAAGGAGAAUAAGAAACUUCAAACAAUAUAUUUGGAAAGAAAUCCCAUUGCAGCUGAUCCAGCUUAUAGAAGGAAAUUGAAGCUUCUCAUUCCAUGGCUUGUUCAAAUUGACGCAACAUUAUGUCGUUAAUGUAUUGGAUACACAUUAUAAUAUAAACACUUUUAUUUAUAUACCUUCAUAAAUACAAUGUAAUGUAAUUAAGUAGUUUCAUAGUUUCUUGAAAUCAUAUUGAUGUAUCUACAUUUCAAUAAAAUGCAUUUAAUAAAAAAAAAUAAAACGUACUAAUAUGAUGAAAAGUAUAAA
Messenger RNA from Agrilus planipennis (emerald ash borer), 1348 nucleotides. Its product is annotated as protein phosphatase 1 regulatory subunit 7-like. The record is from RefSeq and is a predicted model, not a curated record. Gene Ontology annotation, molecular function: protein binding. NCBI's taxonomy places the organism in Eukaryota, Metazoa, Arthropoda, Insecta, Coleoptera, Buprestidae. The coding region runs from base 191 to 1174 and encodes 327 amino acids. The transcript is spliced from 2 exons.